AUGGUGCGAUGCGACCGCGGGCUGCAGAUGCUGCUGACCACGGCCGGAGCCUUCGCCGCCUUCUCGCUCAUGGCCAUCGCCAUCGGCACCGACUACUGGCUCUACUCCAGCGCGCACAUCUGCAACGGCACCAACCUGACCAUGGACGACGGGCCCGCGCCCCGCCGCGCCCGCGGCGACCUCACCCACUCGGGGCUGUGGCGGGUGUGCUGCAUCGAAGGGAUCUAUAAAGGCCACUGCUUCCGGAUCAAUCACUUCCCAGAGGACAAUGACUAUGACCACGACAGCUCGGAGUAUCUCCUUCGCAUCGUGCGCGCCUCCAGCGUCUUCCCCAUCCUCAGCACCAUCCUGCUGCUGCUCGGCGGGCUCUGCAUCGGCGCCGGAAGGUUCUACAGCCACAAGAACAACAUCGUCCUCAGCGCAGGCAUCCUCUUUGUGGCUGCAGGCCUCAGUAACAUCAUAGGCAUCAUCGUCUACAUUUCCAGCAACGCAGGUGACCCAAGCGACAAGCGUGACGAAGACAAAAAAAACCAUUACAACUACGGUUGGUCGUUUUACUUUGGAGCCCUGUCCUUCAUUGUGGCCGAGACCGUGGGUGUCCUGGCUGUGAACAUUUACAUUGAGAAAAAUAAAGAGUUGAGAUUUAAGACCAAACGGGAGUUCCUCAAGGCUCCCUCCUCGUCCCCCUACGCCAGGAUGCCGACCCACAGGUACCGACGGCGGUGUUCGCGGUCCAGCUCCAGGUCCACCGAGGCCUCUCCCUCCAGGGCAGCGUCCCCGGUGGGCCUGAAGAUCACCGGGGCCAUCCCCAUGGGCGAGCUGUCCAUGUACACGCUGUCCCGGGAGCCCCUCAAGGUGACCCCCGCCGCCAGCUACAGCCCCGACCAGGAGGCCAGCUUCCUGCAGGUGCACGACUUCUUCCAGCAGGACCUGAAGGAAGGCUUGCACGUCAGCAUGCUGAACCGGCGGACGACCCCUGUGUGAGCUGCCCCUUCCUCUCAGCACCGGCCUGUCCCCAGAACAGCUGUGUGGAUCCCACACCAGGGCACCUGCCCCUUAAGAUGGACCAACAAUGGACGGAAGCCAAACCCACCCCUCCCUGGUCUCCAGCAAGUGUCACGGGCUGGCUUGGCGCGAAGCCACCCGGGAGACGGGAAAUGGAGGCGGAAGGCUGACUUUGUCCCCAGAGAGGGUGUCUGAUGCCCCGGGAUUCUGAAAUCUCCUGAGGCUGCAUGGCCUUGAGCGGCCCCAGGGAAGACAAAAUCGAGCCAUUAUCUCCUCUUGGAAACAAAUCUUGC
This is a messenger RNA of Neomonachus schauinslandi (Hawaiian monk seal), 1298 nucleotides long. RefSeq names its product calcium voltage-gated channel auxiliary subunit gamma 4 (gene CACNG4). Gene Ontology annotation, biological process: positive regulation of synaptic transmission, glutamatergic; calcium ion transmembrane transport; regulation of AMPA receptor activity. Lineage: Eukaryota; Metazoa; Chordata; Mammalia; Carnivora; Phocidae. Gene Ontology annotation, molecular function: channel regulator activity; voltage-gated calcium channel activity. Gene Ontology annotation, cellular component: postsynaptic density membrane; AMPA glutamate receptor complex; voltage-gated calcium channel complex. Bases 1 to 984 code for a protein of 327 amino acids. The transcript has 4 exons. The record is from RefSeq and is a predicted model, not a curated record.